AUGCAAUUAUUGAAACUGGUCGUCUUUCACCUCGUCUUUCUGGCUUUGUGUUGUGCUGAUACUGUGUCUGAGCAAGGGGACUCUGAAUGCAGCAACCGACCGGCGGUGAACGAAGAAGAGGAAGACCUGAAUUUGGAGAUUCUGGGGAACCACGAUGCUGAUCUAGGCGCUUGGCCUUGGCUAGUCAGUGUACAGGUUGCAUCGAAGGAUGGCACUUAUGGUCAUACCUGUGGAGGAUCCGUCAUUGACAAUUACUGGGUGCUGACAGCAGCUCACUGCUUCAAGGCCAAAAUAGCAAACAAUGUGGAGAAAAUUAUGCUGGUAUUUGGACUACAACAGAUCUCGAGGUUUAGUAAAGACACAUACGCCAGGCCAGUUGCAGAGGUCAUCAAGCACGAAAAUUACAAUCCGGACACAGAAUCUAACGAUAUUGCCCUCAUCAAGGUCACUGAUCCCAUUGUGUUCACCGACUAUGUGCAGCCAGUGUGCCUUCAGUACCAGAAACUCGAUAUUGCUGAACUCAAGCCCUGUGUCACUGCCGGUUGGGGCAUGGUGGAGGGGAAAGGUAGACGAAAAGAUGUUUUACAAGAGCAAGAGAUCAGUAUCAUUCCAACAGCUAUCUGUAAUCAGGGUGACUGGUACAAUGGUUCACUGUCUGAUCAAGUCCUGUGCGCUGGAUUUAAAUGGGCUGGACCGGACAGAUGUCAGACAGAUAGCGGAGGCCCAUUGGUCUGUAAAGUGCUCGGAGCAGGAAAAUUCUAUCAACUGGGAGUCACCAACUGGGGCUUAGGCUGUGGUCACAAGGCUCACCCAGGCAUCUACACAUCUGUCCGAAAAUACAUUGAGUGGAUCGAGUGGAAGACGUCAAAGUUGGGUGCAAUGCAAAUGGGAGCUGAGGUUUCUCGCAAGGCAUCGCCAUCAGACAAGAAAAACAGUGCUAUCUGUUCACAAGUUUCCGGCUUUCUCAUGGCAGUUGGCCUGGUGUCUCUCUUUAUGUAA
This is a messenger RNA of Carcharodon carcharias (great white shark), 999 nucleotides long. Its product is annotated as acrosin-like. The transcript is spliced from 5 exons. The record is from RefSeq and is a predicted model, not a curated record. Gene Ontology annotation, molecular function: serine-type endopeptidase activity. The coding region runs from base 1 to 999 and encodes 332 amino acids. Gene Ontology annotation, biological process: proteolysis. NCBI's taxonomy places the organism in Eukaryota, Metazoa, Chordata, Chondrichthyes, Lamniformes, Lamnidae.